This is a messenger RNA of Necator americanus (New World hookworm), 501 nucleotides long. RefSeq lists its product as uncharacterized. The transcript has a single exon. Bases 1 to 501 code for a protein of 166 amino acids. The record is from RefSeq and is a predicted model, not a curated record. Lineage: Eukaryota; Metazoa; Nematoda; Chromadorea; Rhabditida; Ancylostomatidae.
AUGAGAGAUCGGCCCGUCAUCACCAUCGAACAUUACACUAUAUUCUGCAGCGACGCUGGUGCGAAGAAAGUAGAUGGUUGCACGAUAGCUGUGAGGAACGAUUAUAACAACCUGAUGGAGGGAUUUGGCUCAACGUCGUCUAGAUGCGCCUUUGUACAAUUUCGGGAUCGCAAGGGAGGUAAACUCUGGAUCGUAAGUGCCCACGCACCUACGGAAGCCGCUGAGGGUAACAGUAAGAAUGUCUUCCAUGAUGAACUCAAUGCGUUGAUGUCUAAAAUACUCAACCAGAAGGUGGUCAUUGUCGGAAUCGACGCAAAUGCGAAGGUUGGACUCGAACAUAAAUCCGAUGUGAUAGGAAAAUGGUAUUAUCAAAGGGAGAGCACUUCGGACAACGGUGACCGUCUGAUCGACUUAUGUGAGCAGACGGGCCUCAUCAUCGCUCCCACGUUUAAGAGGACGGAAUCAACUCACGUGGCAGGGUUCAACACUUUCAACGAGUGA